UGCGGCGCCGCCCGGCAGAUAUAAGCGCGUCGCGCCGGGGCCCCGGUGCCGGUGUUGCUGCCGGUACCGUCCUUCCCCGCCGGCUCCCUCCGGGCCGUCCGUCCAUCCCUCCCCACGCGCUUUGUUUUCUCGCCGUCCGCGGGCUCGGGCCCCCCACGCCGCUGCCACCCUGAAGUUUCUGGCAGUGCUGCUGGCGGCGGGCAUGCUGGCUUUCCUGGGGGCCAUCAUCUGCAUCAUCGCCAGCGUCCACCCGGCCGGCACCGCCGCUCCCGCCGCCGCUCCCGCCGCCGCCGACAAUGACUCGGCCGCCGCCGCCCUCCUGCCCGCCGCCGACAAGGGGCUGGGGGCGCUGCACGGCCCCGCCGAGGCUCUGGCCAGCCCCGGGCCGCGCCUGCCGGGGGCACCGCCGCCCCCGCCGCUCUUCAGCCGCUUCGUCUGCACGCCUUUAAGCGCCGAGUGCCCGGCCACCGGUACCGGUACCGGCUCCGCCACCGGCCCCGGUCCCGAGGAGCUGCUGGCGCUGCGGAGCGCGGCGGCCCAGCUGCGCCGCACGGCGCUGGAGCAGAAGGAGCGGAUCCGCAUGGACCAGGAGACGAUCCGGGAGCUCACCGGAAAGCUCAGCCGCUGCGAGGGCGGCCUGAGAAACCCCCCCGCCGCCGCCGCUGCCGCCCCGCCCGCCGCCGCCGCCGGGCUCCGCGCCGCCCCGCGCCCCGGUACCAUGGGCCACCCCCCCGCCGAGCCGCCCGCCGUGCGGGAGCUGGAGGAGGCCGUCCGCGCCCUCCAGGACCGCAUCGACCGGAUAGAGCAGGAGCUGCCAGCCCGUACCAAUGGCUCAGGGCCCACCGCCCCAGCGCUUGCCCGCGACACCCUCCACACCAAGAUGGAGCAGCUGGAGGAGCAGCUCCUCUCCAAGAUCCUGACCUUGCAGAAGGAGCGCCAGGCUGCCAGCACUGACCGCAGCCAGCAGCAGCACGACAUCGAGAAGGAGCUGAACUCCCUCCAGAACCGGGUGACGGAGCUGGAGCAUGGACCGCCAGGCUACAGCCCUCCCAGUGCCUUCAAGGUGACCAUCCCAGUGCAGAACAACUACAUGUAUGCCCGCAUGAAGAAAAGCCUGCCAGAGCUGUAUGCCUUCACCAUCUGCAUGUGGCUGAAGUCCAAGGCCGUGGCAGGGCUUGGCACCCCUUUCUCCUACUCCGUCCCAAGCCAAGCCAACGAGAUCGUGCUGCUGGAGUGGGGCACCAACCCCCUGGAACUGCUCAUCAAUGACAAGGUUGCCCAGCUGCCACUGAGCCUGAAGGACAAGGCCUGGCACCACGUGUGUGUGGCAUGGACCACCCGGGAUGGCAAGUGGUCAGCGUACCAGGACGGUGAGCAGCGGGGUGCUGGCGAGAACCUGGCCUCCUGGCACGCCAUCAAGCCCCAGGGUGUCAUCAUCCUCGGCCAGGAGCAGGACACACUGGGUGGCCGCUUUGAUGCCACACAGGCCUUCGUGGGAGAGCUGGCGCAGUUCAGCGUGUGGGACCACAUGCUGGCACCGACGGAGAUCUUGGGCUUGGCCAACUGCACCUCCCACCUCCAAGGCAAUGUGAUCCAGUGGGACGACCAGGCAGUGGAGGUCUUUGGAGGUGCCAGCAAGGGGGGCUUUGCUGCCUGCGAGGAAGGGAGGAAGGCAUGAGUGGCCCCUCACCCCCUCCCCAGCACCAAGGAGCCCAGCAGCGGCCCCAAAGGAGACAGCGGGAAGCCCCUUUCUCCCUUCCCAGACCACCAAGCCUUGUCACCGUACCAGGGCAAUGCUCAAGACCCCAGUGCCAGCAUCCUGGGAGGCUGGGGGGCCCAGCAGCCUCCCUUUUGGCCUCAUGCCAGCAGCGAGGCUUGUCCCCGCUUCUGGCACACCUGCCCCUGGGUCUCGCCUUGCCCCACUUCUGUUUUGGGAGGACCUCGCCAUACCCGCAGGAGUCUCUGGUACAGCGAGGGUCCCCUCCUUGUUGGCCCCAAAGGGGAGCGGGAAGGAGACCUCCAUCUACCCCAAACACGGGCUGGCCUUGGUGGGAUGCCAGCGUGCGGGCAUACCCUGAGCUCAUCCCCUUUCCUUAUUUAUUUAUAGCGCCUCACUAUCUGGUUUUGUGAGCCUGUACUCCAAAUGGCCUUGAGCACCUUCCCCACUGGCCCCAUCCCCUCUUUUCCUGCCCUCCUGUUUUUUCAAGCACAGCCCCAGGGAAGCUGAGGGAGGAUGGCAGUGUCAGGGGUGGCACUCCCCUCCUGCACCCCUUCUCCUUGCCUCUGCUGCCUGUUCAGGCAGGGCUGCCCAAAGGGAGUCAGGCUUUUGAGGCAGAGGGAAGCAGAGUGGGACCCCCCCCCCAGCUGGGGGAGUCAGUCGGCCGCUGAGGGAACAGGGGGAAGGGGCAAAGCAUCCCACAGCCCUGGCCUAUGUGCCGUUAAGGGAGUGAAAGCAAGAAAAAAAAACCAAGAUGGAGGAUGGUGGUGACUGGAGGAGCCCUGCUGUCCAUCCCCUGGCCUUUGGGACACUGGAUUAGGUUGCUGCCCUCGUCUCCAUCUGGGACCCCUGCUUUGAGCUGCUCCUGGCCAAGGACAGGGCCACUACCACCCUUGGAACUGGGGGAGUGAUGUGGGGGGGCAGGUGUUUUCCCUGUGGAGUGCCUGAGCACACGCUGUGUCCACACUGCGUGGUCACCGAUGUCUCGAUACGUGAGUGUGUGAGAGUGUGUGUGUGUGUCUGGGGGGUGGGUGGGAGGGUUAUUUCAGGGGUCUCAUGGUUGCUUAAUGUGAUGUCCAGCUUCCAGUGCUCCCCUCUACCCCAAGUCCCAGUUUGCGCUUUCGGUGACGGCUGCCCCCCAGCCCGGGGGAGGCAAAGCAGGCAGAGAGGACAGCCCCGCCACCCAGCAUCACCCACCCGCAGGGUCCCUGCCAGUGGUAGGGCAGCUCAGCUUGCUGGGGGUGAUGUGGCAGGGACAGGGUGCACCCCUUGUGCCAGGUGGGAAACACUGUGACCUUCGUGCACCCCGCCGAGCUGCCCCCUCUUCCUCGCUCGCUCGCGCGCUUUCUCUAAUGCACGUUCAUGAAAGGGGCCCCUGACGUGCGCCCAUGUUGGGAUGUUUCUUUUGUAAAGCUGAUUGUGAACAAUAAACGUGAUGUUUUCUGUUC
This is a messenger RNA of Phalacrocorax carbo (great cormorant), 3165 nucleotides long. The record is from RefSeq and is a predicted model, not a curated record. NCBI's taxonomy places the organism in Eukaryota, Metazoa, Chordata, Aves, Suliformes, Phalacrocoracidae.